GAAAUGGGACACAGUUCGACGAUCAGCUGACUGGAAUGUUGACAAAGUAAGUUUGAGCCCGGAAGAGCACCCUUUAAAGAUUGACAAUCGCCGAAAUGGUCCACACACGCGAGUCUUCAUACUUGCUAAUAGUACGAUUUAAUUAAUUACAAAUAAAAAUACUUAAUCAUUGAUUGCACUUAAGACGAUUAAACGUUCGUGCUUACGCUGCACAAGCGGAACAUCACUGGACGUGGAUUUUGCGGGAAGGUUUGGGAAAUUGGGAUAAAUCGCAAUGGACAUCCAGCAGGAGCGCAAGAGGCUGCUGGAUACUGACGGUCGAGAUGAUGAUCCUAGUGGUCUCAUAUCAGAGCAGGACGCUUAUCUCAGCAAAGUCAGCAACAGCAAGUUGUACCUGGCCACUUUGGCGUCCGUGCUGGGGCCCUUGAGUUUCGGUUUCGUGCUGGGCUACAGCUCGCCCGCUAUCCCGGAGCUGGCAGGGAGCACGGACCCCCGACUGCGGCUGAACCCGGUGCAGGCGUCCUGGUUUGGGUCGGUAGUGACGCUGGGGGCGGCGGCAGGGGGGCUGCUUACCGGCUGGAUAGUGGACAAGGCCGGCAGGAAGCUGACGCUCAUGUUCUGCUCGCUGCCUUUCGUCUUUGGCUUCACCGUCAUCAUCGCCGCCCAAGACGUGUGGAUGCUGUACGCCGGACGCGUGCUCACGGGCCUCGCUAGCGGAGGCGCAUCACUCGUUGUUCCGCUCUACAUCUCAGAGAUGGCUCACGAGCGUGUGCGAGGAAUGCUGGGCUCAUGCGUGCAGUUGAUGGUGGUGCUCGGCAUCAUGGGAGUCUACCUGGCUGGUCUGUUUAUGGACUGGCGCUGGCUAGCAGUGUGCGCAGCCGUGCCACCCACGCUGCUGAUUGCCUUCAUGUGCUUCAUGCCGGAGACGCCGCGCUUCCUGCUUUCGCAGGGCAAGCGACGUGAGGCGGAGGAGGCAUUGCGCUUUCUGCGGGGGCCUCACGCGGCGGUGGAGUGGGAGUGUGUCCGCAUAGAGGAUGCCUGCAACCAACAGGGUUCCAGCUUUCAUGUGUCUGACCUGAAGGAUGCCGGCGUGUAUAAGCCGCUAGUCAUCGGCGUUCUGUUGAUGGUCUUCCAGCAGAUGUCAGGCAUCAAUGCCGUCAUGUUCUACGCACAGAACAUCUUUGAGGAGGCACAUUUCAAGGAGAGCGACCUGGCCUCGGUGAUGGUCGGUGCAGUUCAGGUGUUCUUUACUGGUGUGGCAGCGCUCAUCAUGGACAAGGCGGGAAGAAAAGUGCUGCUCGUCAUUUCAGGCAUGGCCAUGGUGAUUAGCACGGCAGCGUUUGGGCUAUAUUUCUACAUGAUGUCCAGGAGUUCCUCGCCGGAGGAGCAUCAUGCCAGCAUGGCCUGGUUGGCCCUCUCCAGCAUGGUCGUCUUCAUCACUGGCUUCGCCUUGGGCUGGGGCCCCAUCCCAUGGUUGGUGAUGUCUGAAAUCUUCCCUGUAAAAGUUCGCGGAUUUGCUAGCGCUGUCUGUGUGCUGACUAAUUGGGGCAUGGCCUUCAUCGUCACCAAGAACUUCCAGGAUAUGAUGACUCUCCUCACCAGAGCAGGAACCUUCUGGCUUUUCUCUUGCAUGUGCCUCCUCAGCGUGGUCUUCACCAUCACCGUUGUGCCCGAAACAAAGGGCCGGACACUGGAGCAGAUCGAAGCCAACUUCCGAGGAACAGCGGGACCAUGACGAUUACCAGGAAUGUCAUUAAAAAAGACAUUCUCAUGUUCUCCAUCGCAGCAACGGUACGAGGAAGAACUGGUGUCACUCUUUGUCAAUCAAUUUACGAUCACCAGUGUGGGGGGAAAUGGAUGGGUCACUUUCUCCUGAUUUGUUCUGAAAGGAAGUUGAAAUGUUGUCUACAACUCAGGUAGGUUUUCUUAAAACUAACGAAUACCAACCGUCAUAGAAGUUAUACUUUAUGUUUCGUUAAGAUCAAAAUGUGAUGAACACUGACAGCAACUGGUGGAUUUCUAAACGAUCUAGCACAGGGGUGGUUUAAAUUGUGCCGAAGGCAAAAGUUUGCUCACCCAUGAUCUAGAUCCGGUUUUAUUAAUUAAACACAUUGCAACACAUCAAUGCAUUUCUUGAUUUCAUUGUCUUGGUUUAUGAAGAUUUGUGCAUUGUCAUUUAAGUGCAACAGGAUGAAAAUGAAGUUGAAAUUUGACUUGUGUUUGACAUGUUAAUUACUUUUUUUUGUGAAUUAUUAAUUGAAAAUAAAGUCAUUUAUUUACAAACUACAGACAUCUUUCAAAAAAGUUUAU
Corythoichthys intestinalis (scribbled pipefish) is the source of this 2310-nucleotide messenger RNA. RefSeq names its product solute carrier family 2 member 8 (gene slc2a8). The record is from RefSeq and is a predicted model, not a curated record. Gene Ontology annotation, cellular component: membrane. The transcript has 10 exons. Gene Ontology annotation, biological process: D-glucose transmembrane transport. Lineage: Eukaryota; Metazoa; Chordata; Actinopteri; Syngnathiformes; Syngnathidae. Bases 275 to 1735 code for a protein of 486 amino acids.